Staurois parvus is the source of this 1528-nucleotide messenger RNA. NCBI's taxonomy places the organism in Eukaryota, Metazoa, Chordata, Amphibia, Anura, Ranidae. The record is from the annotation of a GenBank genome assembly.
AUGGCCGACUACCUGAUCAGCGGGGGGGACCAGCUACGUCCCGGAUGACGGGCUCAGCGCACAGCAACUGUUCGGGGCCGGAGACGGGCUGACCUACAAUGACUUCCUCAUCCUCCCCGGGUACAUCGACUUCACAGCUGAUCAAGUGGACCUCACCUCCGCUCUCACCAAGACGAUCACAUUGAAGACUCCUCUCGUCUCCUCCCCCAUGGACACCGUAACAGAAGCCAACAUGGCCAUUGCCAUGGCGCUGACUGGUGGGAUUGGCAUUGUACAUCACAACUGUACGCCGGAAUUCCAGGCCAACGAAGUGCGAAAAGUAAAGAAAUAUGAACAAGGAUUCAUCACAGAUCCGGUUGUCCUGAGCCCCACACACAAAGUACGAGACGUAUUUGAAGCCAAAGCUCGUCACGGAUUCUGUGGCAUCCCCAUCACAGAGAGCGGAAAGAUGGGAGGGAAGCUGGUGGGGAUCAUUUCAUCCAGAGAUAUAGAUUUUCUGAAAUCUGCCGAGAAUGACCUGCUUCUCAGCGAGGUCAUGACCAGGAGGGAAGAUCUGGUUGUCGCCCCAGCGGGUGUUACGUUAAAAGAAGCCAAUGAAAUUCUGCAGAGAAGUAAAAAAGGCAAAUUACCGAUUGUUAAUCAGGACGAUGAGUUGGUGGCCAUCAUCGCCCGCACUGAUCUGAAGAAAAAUAGGGACUAUCCGCUGGCGUCAAAGGAUUCCAAGAAACAGCUGCUGUGUGGCGCCGCCAUUGGUACACACGAGGAUGACAAAUACCGUCUGGAUCUCCUGGUGCAGGCUGGAGUGGAUGCCGUGGUGCUGGACUCAUCGCAGGGAAAUUCCAUCUUCCAGAUAAAUAUGAUCAAAUACAUUAAAGAGAAAUACGAAGAAGUCCAAGUUAUUGCUGGAAAUGUUGUAACGGCAGCCCAGGCGAAGAAUCUGAUCGAUGCCGGAGCCGACGCUCUGAGAGUCGGGAUGGGAAGCGGAUCAAUCUGUAUAACGCAAGAAGUGCUGGCGUGCGGCAGGCCCCAGGCCACAGCUGUGUACAAGGUUUCAGAAUAUGCCAGAAGAUUCGGCGUCCCGGUCGUUGCUGAUGGUGGAAUCCAAAAUGUUGGACACAUAGCAAAGGCUCUGGCCCUUGGUGCCUCUACAGUUAUGAUGGGUUCGUUGCUGGCAGCGACCACAGAAUCACCGGGUGAAUACUUCUUCUCGGAUGGCAUUCGGUUAAAGAAGUACCGUGGCAUGGGCUCUCUGGAUGCAAUGGACAAGAACGUCAGCAGCCAAAAGCGAUAUUUCAGUGAGUCUGACAAGAUUAAAGUUGCUCAGGGAGUUUCCGGUGCCAUACAAGACAAAGGAUCCAUUCACAAGUUUGUUCCUUAUUUGAUUGCUGGAAUCCAGCACUCCUGCCAGGAUAUAGGCGCCAAGAGCUUAACGCAAGUCAGGGCGAUGAUGUAUUCUGGGGAGCUCAAGUUUGAGAAGAGAACCAUGUCUGCACAGGUGGAGGGAGGAGUGCAUGGACUCCAUUCGUAA